Molecule: messenger RNA, 1139 nt
Organism: Zea mays
Lineage: Eukaryota; Viridiplantae; Streptophyta; Magnoliopsida; Poales; Poaceae
Product: xylanase inhibitor protein 1
Exons: 1
Coding region: 64-1035 (323 amino acids)
Biological process (GO): carbohydrate metabolic process
Cellular component (GO): extracellular region
Molecular function (GO): chitinase activity
Source: RefSeq, marked validated
AUAGAACUUGCGAAUUCGGUAUUGAGAAUUUGCGAUACCGAUCUGGGAGAAGAGAAGGGCGUCAUGUCGUCGUUCGGACGCAAUUCAUGGUGUAUCCUCGUGCUGGCCUCCGUGCUCCUCCUGUCCUGCCUCGCCGACACGGCCGUGGCCAAGCGAACAGGCGAGCUCACCGUCUUCUGGGGCCGGAACAAGGAGGAGGGCACACUGCGUGAGGCCUGCGACACCGGGCUCUACAACACCGUCAUCAUCUCCUUCUACAGCGUGUUCGGCCACGGCCGCUACGCCCUCGACCUCUCCGGCCACCCGCUGGACGGCGUCGGCGCCGACAUCAAGCACUGCCAGUCCCUGGGCAUCCCGGUCUUCCUCUCCAUCGGCGGCGGGGGAAACCACUACUCCAUCCCUUCCUCCGCGUCCGCGGAGGCCGUCGCGGACAACCUGUGGAACGCGUUCCUCGGCGGCGGCAACAGCGACGUGCCCCGCCCCUUCGGUGACGCGGCGGUCAACGGCAUCGACUUCUACAUCGACGACCACAGCGCACCGGGCGACCACUACGACGAGCUCGCGCGCCGUCUCGACUACUUCAACAGCAUGUACUACCACGCCACGACGAAGUACGUACGGCUGACGGCGACGCCGCGGUGCGCGUUCCCGCCCGACGACCCCAUGGCGCGGGCGCUGCGGACGGGGCUGUUCGAGCGCAUCCACGUCCGCUUCUACGGCGACGCCGACAAGUGCUCGUACAAGAACGGCGACGUGUCCGGCGUCGUGGACCAGUGGAGCAAGUGGACGGCGAGGUACCCCAAGAGCCAGCUUUACGUGGGGCUCGCCGCGGCCGAGAGCGGCGUGCCGGACCACGCGCCGCCCCCCGUUGAGGUCUACCUCAAAUACCUCUACUACGAUCUGCUGCCCAAGGUGCAGAAGGCGCCCAACUAUGGUGGCGUCAUGGUCUGGAAUAGGUUCACCGACAACAGGACCGGAUACAGCGGCGCCGUCAAGGGCUGGGCGGCUUGCAGCUAUGCUGGCUGUGUUAACUAAGUGCAUAGCGCAUGUAUAAACCACGUAAAUAAUUCGUAUAAGGUGCAAGUAUAAAUAAACACAAGAGACUUUCGUGAUAAUCGAAUGUUUCUUUAUGUCUAAAA